GCGCUAUAAGAGGGCGGCCCGACGGGCGCCUCCGCCACAGAGCCCCGCGCAGCCGCCGCACCGCACCACACCGCACCGCACCGCACCACACCGCACCGCCAGCCGCCGCCAUGCUGACCGCUGACGACAAGAAGCUCAUCAGUCAGAUCUGGACGAAGGUGGCUGAACACGGCAAAGAGUUCGGAGGCGAAGCCCUGGAAAGGAUGUUCAUCACCUACCCGCAGACCAAGACCUACUUCCCCCACUUCGACCUGCACGUCGGCUCCGAACAGGUCCGCAGCCACGGCGAGAAGGUGGUGAAUGCCCUGAGCAACGCCGUGAAGAACCUGGACAACCUCAGCCAGGCCUUGGCCGAGCUCAGCAACCUGCACGCCUACAACCUGCGCGUGGACCCCGUCAACUUCAAGCUGCUGUCGCAGUGCUUCCAGGUGGUGCUGGCUGUGCACCUGGGCAAGGAAUACACCCCCGAGGUCCACUCCGCCUACGACAAGUUCCUGUCUGCCGUGGCCUCCGUGCUGGCCGAGAAGUACAGAUGAGGCACCCGCUGCCGCUGCCACCCGCACCCGUGUGCUCAAUAAAGAUGCCUUUGCCACA
This is a messenger RNA of Rhea pennata, 594 nucleotides long. RefSeq names its product hemoglobin subunit alpha-D. Gene Ontology annotation, molecular function: heme binding; oxygen binding; oxygen carrier activity. The transcript is spliced from 3 exons. Gene Ontology annotation, biological process: oxygen transport; hydrogen peroxide catabolic process. Gene Ontology annotation, cellular component: haptoglobin-hemoglobin complex; blood microparticle; hemoglobin complex. The record is from RefSeq and is a predicted model, not a curated record. Lineage: Eukaryota; Metazoa; Chordata; Aves; Rheiformes; Rheidae. The coding region runs from base 111 to 536 and encodes 141 amino acids.